Messenger RNA from Penaeus chinensis, 568 nucleotides. RefSeq names its product cuticle protein CP14.6-like. Gene Ontology annotation, cellular component: chitin-based extracellular matrix. The transcript has 3 exons. NCBI's taxonomy places the organism in Eukaryota, Metazoa, Arthropoda, Malacostraca, Decapoda, Penaeidae. Gene Ontology annotation, molecular function: structural constituent of chitin-based larval cuticle. The coding region runs from base 31 to 462 and encodes 143 amino acids. The record is from RefSeq and is a predicted model, not a curated record.
GAGAAGGAGAUCAUCCGUACAGUCUGCAACAUGAAAUUUAUUCUUCUUGCCGUGUUUGCCUGCGUGGCUGCUGCUGCCCCCCAGGGAUAUGACGCCCCUGCACGCCGUGACUCUGACGAAGUGCCCAUCCUGAGGGACGACCGCGUGAUCGAGGACGACGGAAGGUACAACUUCGACGUGGAAACAGGAGACGGCAUCGUGGUUUCAGAGUCUGGAUCUCCUAGCGCAGACGGAGGCAUCAACAGCGCUGGAUCAUACUCCUACACUGCUCCUGACGGCACUCCCGUCCACGUGGAGUUCGUGGCAAACGAGAACGGCUUCCAGCCCCAGGGCGACCAUCUGCCAGUGGCUCCCGAGUUCCCCCACCCGAUCCCCGACUUCGUCCUCGAGCAGAUCGCCUUCGCCGCUGAGGAGGACGCCCGCAGGCCCAAGGAGCCCUCCGACAGAUACAGCGCCCCUUAGUCAGAAUGUGUAAUAUUGUGUAGAUAGUACAAUGGUGUUCUAUUGUUGAAGAUUUGCAUGCUCUUCCUAUUUAUGAUUAUCCAAUGGAAUAAAAGAUACAGCUACA